Molecule: messenger RNA, 1800 nt
Organism: Camelina sativa (false flax)
Lineage: Eukaryota; Viridiplantae; Streptophyta; Magnoliopsida; Brassicales; Brassicaceae
Source: RefSeq, a predicted model, not a curated record
AUGGCAAUUCAAACCAACAGUAGCCGAGGUCUACAACAACAAUCACCACCACUAGAUGCACAAACACUUGGUAAACGUCCAUCAGCAGACAGAUACACCAUAACCGAGACGAAAGGGAAACGUCACCGCACAAACCCUGUUGGAAAUACGUUGGUUAAUUGUCGUUAUUGUGAUGCUUUGAUGUGGCAAGCAGAGAGCCAAAGGAAAACCAGAGACAUAACCAAAUUGAGCUUCUCCAUUUGUUGUCAUGCGGGGCGUGUAUCACUACCCAAGAUGAAAGAAACCCCACCAUAUUUGGAUAAACUUCUAAAAGAUGCAAAUUUCCUCCAACAUAUAAGGACGUUUAACUCUCUUUUCGCGUUUACGUCAAUGGGGGCUAAAGUUGAUGAAUCGAUCAAUAGAAGACCUGGCCCAUAUUGCUACAGAGUUCAUGGAAAAAAUUACCACAGACUUGGGUCCCUUUUGCCGAUUGAUGGAGAGUCCCCCAAGUUUCUACAAUUGUACAUUUUUGAUACGACGAAUGAGGUGCAAAAUAGAAUUAAAGCCCUAACGAAUGGGAAAUCAUUAACCCCACCUGAUGAAAGCAUAAUCUGCGGAUUGCUAGAGAUGCUUGACGACACCAACGAGCUUGCAAAAAUCUACAGAAUGGCUAGAGAUCAACAUGAAGAGGCAGACCCAACAGAAAUGUCCAUUCGAUUAGUGGGCCAACGACAACGCGGGAGACAGUAUGACUUACCAACAGCUGAUGAAAUUGCAGGACUAAUUAUUGGUGACCUCUCUUUGACAAUUGGUAAACGAGAUGUCAUUGUCCAAUACAAGUCCAACAAUCUGCAAAGGGUGAGCGAGUUACACCCGAAGUUCAUGUCACUACAAUACCCAUUAUUGUUUCCCUAUGGUGAAGAUGGUUAUCAUGAGCAAAUACCACUGCUACCAGGAGAGAAGGCUAUAAAGAGGGAAUUUGUGACCAUGCUUGAGUUCUAUUCUUAUCAAAUUCAAACAAGACUGUCACAAGGUACGACUUUGAUAAGAUCAGGCCGUCUCCUUCAACAAUAUGUGGUGGAUGCAUAUAUUGCAAUUAAACAAGAACGAUUGGGUUGGCACGCGAGAAAUCAGAAAACCUUGAGGGCAGAACUUUACCACAACAUAUGUGAUGCAAUUGACAAAGGUGAUAGUGAUGCAAACAAUUUGGGUAAACGAAUAAUCUUACCAUCUUCGUUCACAGGAGGACCAAGAUAUAUGGCUCAAAACAACCAUGACGCAAUGGGAAUAUGCAGAUUAUUUGGCAACCCAGAUCUUUUCAUUACCAUAACAGCAAAUCCAAACUGGGUUGAGAUAAAGGACCAUUUGGAAAUCUCAGGAAACAGCACAGCCAGCGAUAGACCAGAUAUCGAAUGUCGUGUAUUCAAAAUGAAGUUAGAAGAAUUGGUCGCAGAUAUUUGGGACGGAGUCUUCUUCGGAAAAGCAAAAUCUGUUAUAUACACCAUCGAGUUUCAAAAGCGCGGCCUACCGCAUGCAGAUAUCUUGGUUUGGCAAGACGAUUCGAAGAAAAUAACUAAAGGGAAAUCAAUACUGGAUAAUCGUUACGUUGUGCCGCACAACCUUCCCCUCCUUAAAAAGUACCAAGCGCAUGUGAAUGUGGAAUGGUGUUGUAAGACAGAAGCGAUUAAGUAUUUAUUCAAAUACGUCACCAAAGGGGUGGACAGGGCAACCAUUGUCGUAGAGACGGCUUCAUGUGCUGCGGUUAAAAUCAAGGCCGAUGCAAAUUAUGUUGAUGAGAUUAAGAAUUAUCAAGAAUGCUGA